AUGAAGAAUUAAAGUUCUGAAUAGAACUCUGAUCAAUUAGAUCAAAUAAACAAUUCUAAUGAACUUAAAUCAAGUUUCUAAUAGGGAUAUAGACUAUAUUAAAAGAGAUAUGUGAUAUUAUUUUUAUUUGCAAUUGCGGAAUUGUGCAAUACAGCAGUUUAUGCUACUUGCAAUCCAAUAGCGGUGGAACUAAGUAACAUCUAUGGUAUAGACCCUUCUAUAGUAACUCUUUCAGCUACUUUGUAUUUAUUUAUGCAUCCAUUAUUUACAUUUCCUGCUAGCUACUUAAUUAUGUACAAGGGAAGUAGCAUGUCAAUAAAAAUAGGCUCUAUUUUGACUUUACUAGGGGUAUUUUCAAGGUGUUUAGUUAGAUAAUCGUAAGAAUAUAUAAAUAAAUGUAGUUUCAUCUAUGUCUUAAUUGGUUAGACAUUAAGUGGAAUAGGCAGACCAUUAAUCCUGAAUGCUCAGGCUUCAGUUGCGGUGGAAUGGUUUCCAGCCAAUCAGAGAACGAAAUUAAUGACUAUGUUGAAUUUCAUAGUCACAUUUAGUGGAAUAUUGGGAUAUAUUAUUCCACCCAUAUUCUUUGCUGGAGUUACUAUUGAUGAGAAAUCUCCUUAAGAUGUAUUAGACACAGGAGAUUCAAGAUUUAUGUAUUUGCUGUUUUCGGAAGCAGCAUUUUCUGCAGUGUUCCUGAUUCCACUGUUGAUCUUUUUUGAAACAAAACCCAAAACUCCUCCAUCAGCAGCUGCCAAAGGACCAACUUAAGUAAUCUCUUUUACAGAUAGCAUUUGUUAAAUGUUAAAAGAUACUAAAUUUAUGCAAAUAUUUAUUUCUUUCACUUUGUUUUAUGGUUCCUACAAAGGAUAUGGUGUAGCUCUAGUAUACAUUUUGCUACCUUACGGAUAUGGUAAAUCUGAUAUUGCAAUUCUAUCGGUUAUGCCUGUGAUUGGAGGAUUUCUUAGUUCCUUAAUUAUUCCUACAAUUUAUAAAAGUUGGGGAAAAUAUAAGCCCAUUAUUAUUAUUCUGGAAUUUUGUACUAUUUUUACAUUCUAUGGAUUCCUUUGGGGAUGCUAUUUAUAAAACUAUGUGAUUAUGCUUGCGAUGGCAACUCUGCAAGGAUUCUUUAUCUUGCCUGCAAUACCUUUAUUACUGGAAUGGGGUUGUGAAUAAAUAUACCCAUUAAAUGAUUCUUUCUGCAUCGGAUUACAAUAUUCAGGUGCCACUAUGGGAAGUUCCUUUAUUGCUCAAAUAGUUAGUAUGGUAAUCCAUGGCAAAAAAGCAACAAAAUUUGAUGGAUUUAUGGGAAUCACAAUAAUAUGCUCUUUAUACACUUUAGCUAUUUUAAGCAUUUUAUUUCUCAAAGAAGUUAAACAUAAAUUAGCAUUAAAAAAAUCAUUCGUUUCUCCUUCAGAUUAAAUUGAAGAAGACUUUCCACGUCCAUACACUGAAGUAAAUCCUCAUGAUUUGGGUCUAUUUGACCCUGAUAAAGUUAAGGAUGAGGAUGAAGAUACAGGAGGAGACGAUAAUUUAAUUGAUAAUGAAUAAAAAGAUCACGAAUAAAAUAAUAAUCAUUCAAAUCAUAGAUCAUAUCAAGCAGGAAACUCAAUUGGAGGAGGAACAGGAGGUUUUAAUGAUGAUUGAUUUAUUUACAUUUUGGUUCAAUAGUAUAACUAAUUAAAUUAA
This is a messenger RNA of Paramecium tetraurelia, 1683 nucleotides long. RefSeq lists its product as uncharacterized. Lineage: Eukaryota; Ciliophora; Oligohymenophorea; Peniculida; Parameciidae. The transcript is spliced from 4 exons. Gene Ontology annotation, biological process: transmembrane transport. The record is from RefSeq and is a predicted model, not a curated record. Gene Ontology annotation, cellular component: membrane. Gene Ontology annotation, molecular function: transmembrane transporter activity.